This is a messenger RNA of Gastrolobium bilobum, 528 nucleotides long. RefSeq names its product disease resistance protein RLM3-like. The transcript has a single exon. Bases 1 to 528 code for a protein of 175 amino acids. The record is from RefSeq and is a predicted model, not a curated record. Lineage: Eukaryota; Viridiplantae; Streptophyta; Magnoliopsida; Fabales; Fabaceae. Gene Ontology annotation, biological process: signal transduction.
AUGCAUAAUCAAAUUUAUUCAUUCAUUUUUAACAAAUUCAAGGGUGUAGCGGCAAAGCUAACGUCAGACAAUGCUGCUCAACAAAAAUAUGAUGUUUUUGUAAGCUUUAGGGGCAAGGACAUCCGCCACGGUUUUCUUAGUCAUUUGAUUGAGGCUUUUCAACGAAAGCAAAUAUAUGCCUUUGUAGAUGAUAAACUUGAGAGAGGAGAUGAAAUAUCAUCAUCACUUCUUAGAGCAAUUGAAGGCUCAUUCAUUUCGUUGGUUAUAUUCUCAAAAGACUAUGCUGCUUCUCAUUGGUGUUUGGAAGAACUUGUGAAAAUAGUUGAGUGCAGAGAGAAAUAUGGACAAAUUGUAGUGCCUGUUUUCUACAAUGUAGAACCCACGGAUGUACGGCAUCAAAAGGGGAGUUAUGAAAACGCACUUGCUCAACAUGAAAAAAAGUAUAAUUCUACUAGGGUGCAAAUCUGGACACAUGCUUUAAAUAAAUCUGCUAAUUUAUCAGGAAUUAAGUCAUCACAUUUUCGGUAA